AUGGGUUGUACUUCAACAAAAAACAAAUAUAAACGAGACCUUUGUUUUUUGAAUAUUCCUAUUCAAACAGGAAGAAAUAUGUGUAAAGAGGAAGGAAUAAUCUCUAGAGAAUACAAAAAAAGUUCAUCUUAGAAUAGAACUUUAAAUUAAUAACAAAUAAUUACUUAUAAUAAUGAAAGUCCUCAUAAUUAAGAGUAAAAAUAUUGA
Molecule: messenger RNA, 207 nt
Organism: Paramecium pentaurelia
Lineage: Eukaryota; Ciliophora; Oligohymenophorea; Peniculida; Parameciidae
Source: the annotation of a GenBank genome assembly